Messenger RNA from Fusarium sp. VM40, 294 nucleotides. Lineage: Eukaryota; Fungi; Ascomycota; Sordariomycetes; Hypocreales; Nectriaceae. The record is from the annotation of a GenBank genome assembly.
AUGCCAGCUAAGCAAACCAAAAACUCCCACAAGCGCGCUUACACCAUCUCAAAGCUCUUUAUCAGCGACUACGAUAAGUUCCAGCAGGGACUAAGACAGGUCUUCGGUGUCGGUCCAAACCAGGAAACCACAUGGGGCUUCCGCGAGGAUGAGACAGAUUUAACCAUCGUCGCUCUUGUUCCGGGACCUGAUGAUCUCCUGAAGGAACUCCAAGGGUUUGGGUAUGUUGAGAAGCAGGCGAUGGAGAAGAAGAUCUCUGGGUCAUUGAAGCAGUAUUACAGAAAGAGAUCUUAG